Messenger RNA from Pyricularia oryzae 70-15, 405 nucleotides. RefSeq lists its product as uncharacterized. Lineage: Eukaryota; Fungi; Ascomycota; Sordariomycetes; Magnaporthales; Pyriculariaceae. The record is from RefSeq and is a predicted model, not a curated record. The transcript has a single exon. The coding region runs from base 1 to 405 and encodes 134 amino acids.
AUGUACAAAGUCGGAAAUGUCGCGGACAACCUCGGCCGGGACUCUUCGGAGAUCCCAGCCUCUCUGAUCAAGACUCUACGAUCCCGUCAUCAAAGCCUACGAGACCCGUUUCUCCUCCAGCGUGACGACACGGCUUUCAACGACAUGAUCCGCCAACUAGCUUUCGAGGAGCUUGAGAGGCCUACAAGCAGCGGAGACGAGUGCGAAAAGGCUAGCGACCUUGACAUGACCAAGUCGUCGGGCACAUAUGCCACAGCAAGGGAUGAUUCGACCAUCGCCUCCCGCGACACUGCGUUCUUCUCCAAAGGGGCCAUUUUGAGCGCAAACAAGAGAAUGCUAGGUGCCAGGAGGCGCUGCAAGAGUGUCUUCAAGCUAGUCCUGGCCAGGUUGUGUAACGGCGGUUGA